Molecule: messenger RNA, 1306 nt
Organism: Harpia harpyja (harpy eagle)
Lineage: Eukaryota; Metazoa; Chordata; Aves; Accipitriformes; Accipitridae
Gene: NUDT2
Product: nudix hydrolase 2
Exons: 4
Coding region: 243-689 (148 amino acids)
Biological process (GO): AMP biosynthetic process; ATP biosynthetic process
Molecular function (GO): bis(5'-nucleosyl)-tetraphosphatase (asymmetrical) activity
Source: RefSeq, a predicted model, not a curated record
CGGCCGCGGUGGGGGUGACCGGGUCCCUGAGCCUCCGUGUCCGGCUCCUCCAGUGUCCCUGCCUGCACCGGGGGGGGUGGUACCCCGCUGCCAUGGCAACGGCCGGAGGGGCCCGGUCUCCCCCGGGCCGCCAGCCCUGGUCCCCCCGUCCCACCUCGGCCCGGACCAGUUGUCCUGGCUGCAUAGCUUAUUGAUUAUAAUAUUUGUCACUUAAGAGCUCUCCGUGCAGUUAACAGAGGGGCAUGGCUGUGAGAGCUUGUGGCUUGAUCAUCUACAGGAGGCUGCAGUCAGCACCAUCUUCUAAGGUCACUGACAGUAUUGAAUACCUCCUCCUUCAGACAUCCUAUGGGACCCACCACUGGACCCCACCCAAAGGCCACGUGGACCCAGGAGAGGAUGACCUGCAGACAGCCUUCCGGGAAACACAGGAGGAGGCUGGUCUGCAGGCCAGUCAGCUCACCCUCAUAGAGGGGUACAAGAAAGAACUGCACUAUCCUGUCCGUGGCAAACCUAAGACUGUCAUUUACUGGCUGGCAGAAAUGAAGGACUGUAACACAGAAAUCAAGCUCUCGGAGGAGCACCAAGCUUUCCAAUGGCUGAAGCUGGAGGAUGCUUGCAAAUUUGCAGAAUAUGAAGACAUGCAAGCUACGCUGAAAGAAGUGCAUCAGUUUCUCUGCUCCAAAGAAUAAAUGCUUUUGUGAAGGAUAAGGGGAAUUUUUGAAGAAGCAUGGCCUGUGGUUUUUGGUUUGUUUGGGUUUUUUUUUUUAAACCAGGAGAAGAACUACAUGGCUGCAGAAAUACAGAUUUCUUUUUUUAAAUCUAUACAAAUUCAGUGAAGAGCUUUUAAAGAGCUUGUGUCUCCCCUAACUAACGCAAAAAAGUGUGGUCUGGUUGAACCGUGAGCCAGAGAUCUCUUAACUGAAACCCAGAGCUAACAAAGACUUCCUCUGUCCCUGUCAUCUUUUCUUGUUCCUUUUUUUUUUUCUUUGAAGUGCUGAACAACCACGCAUAUUUUUGAAAAAUCAAACACUUGAUUUUUCUUGACUUGCUGAUGUAGAACUACAGAAUUGAGAAAAUGAGCAUAUGGAGAUUUUUAAUAACAAAAUGUUUUACUGCAGAACUUGCACCUUGCAUUUCAAAUGGAGAAGCAGUACUGUUCCCAACUCCUCCACUGAUAUGCUGUGAUAACUUGUCAGAUCAUUUCAGGUCUUGUUUGUUUGUAUCAUGAAUUUAUGUACAUCACUAACGUACUGUUAUGAAAACAUUUUCCAUCCAAAGAGUCUUAGUAAACAGUUAAUGUACAGUA